AUGGAUGAUGGUCGCCGGCCUGACCAAGCCGGUCCCACAUCGACUCUAGCAGAGGAAUACCUGUCUUUGAUGCAAGAAGAGUUCUUUAUUGAGCUAUACUGGCAAUCUCACCAUGCAGCUGUCUUUCCGAUCAUAGAUGAGGCCGAGUUUCGUGAGCACUACAGAUCCUUAUGGACCGCUGAGGGCAACGUUAGGAAACCCUCCCCCCUUGUUGAUAUCGUGAUUGCAGUGUCAAUGCAGCUUGGCAUCUCGGCAACUCCAGCGGCUCGGCGGAAUUUCGCCAAGCAAGAAGGCGAUGCUACAGUUGUUGGCCGGAGAUACUAUCUUCGCUGCCAGAAGCUUCUGGCAUACGAGCUGGAGAGCCCUGUCAUCUCAACUCUGCAAAGUCAGAUACUGUGCUCCGUGUAUCUCUGCUGCGCAAACUUUCAGAACAUGUCAGACAGUGCUUGCAGCCCGGUUAUCAGAUCUGCACACAUGCUCGGCCUUCAUUUAGAUCCACCAGAAAGCCUGCCGUUGAAAGACAGGGAGAUGCGAAGGCGACUAUGGUGGGCCAUCUAUAUCCUGGAUAGCAAGAUUGGCAUGAAAUAUGGCCGACCCUUCCUCCUGAACCAGACUAGGUUUCUCCCACAACUCCCGGAGCAUAGCCUCGAGGCUGCCAUGGAGGCAGGAUCCAGAUUCAGUCCCCUCGGCUCCAACCUCAGUUGGUUGACUUUUCAUCGUCUUCAAACGGAGUUAUUCCUAGCUGCAAGGACCGUCUACACAUCCUUCUUCGACGACGCAUCAGGGGCAUUCACAGGCAAUUCUGCCUCGGAAAACAUAGACGCUUUUGAAGCCCAUGCAGAAGCUUUCCGCAAAAGCCUUAGAGAGGUUGAUAAUUGGGCCCAAUCCGUGCCCGAUGCUCUCAAGACCUCGCGACUCAACAAUGGACGCCCCCUUUCGACAGACUCUUGUCCUCUCGACUUGGAACUCUUUGCGCCCCUCUGGCUUCAACGGCAACGCCUCUUGCUGGAACUCAUGUAUCACAACCUUUGCAUCAACCUCUGUCGUCCAUUUAUCUUUGCUUGUUCAGCGUCAACAUCUGGUGGCGUAGAGCAGUUGGGGGUUAGGUGUGCUCAACACGCUGCAACUUUUACCAGAAUUAUGCAUCAAGUCCUUUUCUCUACAGAUAUCUUGAAUGGCUGGCAUGAAACAUUCCAGUGGCAGUGGAAUGCGGCCAUGACACUUGUAGGCUUUGUUCUGGCUUACCCCCAAGCUACGUCCACAGCUGAGGCUAGGAAGGGGGUCAACACCUCCUUGGAAGUAUUGGAUAUUUAUAGCACCAGCUUUGCGGUGGCAGCAAAGGCUGCUGAUGUUGUUCGCCGGCUUCGCGCUGAGGUUGAUCGUGUCGCCGUCAUCACGCGUCAAAACUCAGGUGUGCAGGUCUUGACGAGACAGACUGGGGGAAUUGAAAUGGCCCAGGCUGUCCCUGCUGACGCAUCAUCAGGGGCUUAUGAAAAUGCUCCGGGCGAGACCACUGACGGACUACCGCUGGCGGAAAACGGAAUCGACAUUGGCGACAUGAGUUCGACGUCUCUGCAGGCCAUUCUGAACAUGGCCUUUGACGUCGACCAAUGGGCCGAGCCUUAUAUGCUCUGGCCGAAUGGAGAUGGGUCGGGACUGUGA
Messenger RNA from Fusarium keratoplasticum, 1662 nucleotides. RefSeq names its product Fungal-trans domain-containing protein. Gene Ontology annotation, biological process: positive regulation of transcription from RNA polymerase II promoter by galactose; DNA-templated transcription. Gene Ontology annotation, molecular function: zinc ion binding; RNA polymerase II cis-regulatory region sequence-specific DNA binding; DNA-binding transcription factor activity, RNA polymerase II-specific. NCBI's taxonomy places the organism in Eukaryota, Fungi, Ascomycota, Sordariomycetes, Hypocreales, Nectriaceae. Gene Ontology annotation, cellular component: nucleus. The record is from RefSeq and is a predicted model, not a curated record. The transcript has a single exon. The coding region runs from base 1 to 1662 and encodes 553 amino acids.